Messenger RNA from Trachymyrmex cornetzi, 538 nucleotides. Its product is annotated as protein TAX4. The coding region runs from base 75 to 299 and encodes 74 amino acids. The transcript is spliced from 3 exons. NCBI's taxonomy places the organism in Eukaryota, Metazoa, Arthropoda, Insecta, Hymenoptera, Formicidae. The record is from RefSeq and is a predicted model, not a curated record.
AAGAGACUUUUAGUCACCACUAAACUCCAAUCUCAGAAGAGUUAACGUACAUUUAGCGCAUAUAUAGAGUGAACAUGUUCAAAUUCGAAAUACACGCUCUACUUUUGCUGGUUGUCACAAUGGCUUUAGUAUCGGCGAUGCCGUAUCCUGGCGGUGGUGGCCAUCACGAACACACGCACUUCAAAAUCCACGUGCCGUAUCAUAUUCACGAACAUCAUCAUACACACGUGAAGAAAAUUUACAUACCGGUUCACGUCAAAUCACACGAUGACCAUAAACACGAAGUGGUUGACUGGUAAAUUAUCUUCGCAACAUUCUUAUGGUUAAGGAACCUUGUUAUGACAGAGUUAUUUAAUCAUAAUCGUCUGAUGAUAUCUGAACGACUUGUUUGUUAUCGUUCCACACUGUUAAUUGUGUAAAAUAAACCAUAUUUAUAAACUAAUGACUUGAUUAAUUGCUUCUUUAUUCCAUCGAUUUUAUUCUUUAUCUGCCAUCAAUUUGCUGACAGUUUUGAGUAUAACAAAAUUUGUAUCAAAUA